Anarrhichthys ocellatus (wolf-eel) is the source of this 10904-nucleotide messenger RNA. RefSeq names its product citron rho-interacting serine/threonine kinase b (gene citb). The coding region runs from base 4867 to 9816 and encodes 1649 amino acids. NCBI's taxonomy places the organism in Eukaryota, Metazoa, Chordata, Actinopteri, Perciformes, Anarhichadidae. The transcript has 37 exons. The record is from RefSeq and is a predicted model, not a curated record.
UUAAUCUAUAGCAAGACUGAGGAAGUUUUGAGACAAAGUUUUUUUUGAAUGUCUAUUAUGCAGGGACUUUCCAAAGGUGUAGAGGUUGAGGUUGAAAUCUAGUACAGAAAGAAAGCUGGAAAUUCAAAGUCGGUUGGGAAAAAGUACGACAAGAUGAAGACUGUGGUUGGAGGAAAGUAUCUCUAUGGUAACAGCAGGUUUUGCCAAGGGAGGAGGAGAGGUGAAGGAAGCUUGCUGCUUCUUUCUGGUGCCUAUUCAGUUGGAUCACAAAUUACAUGACUGACGGGACAGAAUAUUAAUGAAGAGAUUGUGGGCGAGACAGAGAGACUGAUAGAUACAUGGACAGAUGAUGGUAUAUAAUAUGUACACAGAAUGGAUAAUGUGAUUCAUGCUUGACGAGGUGCAUGCUUUAUAAGUGGCUUAGAAUAUGAGGACUGUAUUCAUUAUAUAAUUAAAGGUUUGCCAGCAGGAGAUCUGUUGGUGUUUAUUUUAAUCUGUGUUUACCUAUUUGUGGAGGCCGAACAAAUUGGUGGUAGAUGGAAGAGAGGAAAUGAGAGACACCUGUGCAAAGUCAAAAAGAAAUGAACUCUCUGCAGAGCAGACCUGUCAAUGCUAAUGUGAGUUGUGAUGAAAGAGAGAGAGAGAGCUCUACUGCUCCAUAUCCUCAAGUGUCAUUUUCCCAAAAGCCUCCUUUAGAAGCCCACACUGAUCCUCUUUGUCAUUUGGAUUUGUGAUAUAAUGAUGGACUGGGUUUUUGAAGUGCUUUCCCAAGUGCUCAGCACACUUUAGAUUGUGAUAUUCCGUCAGCACGACCACUACAGAUGGUUAUCAAUGCAUCAGCGCCGGAGCAUUCAGGUGCAGGUCUGUUGCUUUGGUGGCCAAAGUGUUUUUAGUGCCAUAUUUAACCCACCCUGUUAUGUAGGACAAUUUAUGUGCAUCAGCAUUGUCUUUGGAGAGUUGAGGAAUAAUACCAACCAAUUAGUGAUUAAAGGCUAAUUGUGGCUUUAGUUUAGGUUAACACCCCUUCUAUUGUAACACAUUCCACUGAAUACUGGUGAACUGCAGAGGAGUGUGAUUGCCAAUACCAUUUUUUAAACCAUUUAAAUUUUUUCCACGAUACCUAUAAUGUGUCUCCCAAAAAUGUAUAGCUCUUUAAAAUCAAGCACAGAUUCUUUGGAUGAGGUUGCAUUUACGGAUUGGCCCUAAUCUUUAAUGCCUGUGGUGGUUAACAGGAAACCAAGUUGCUGGAAAACCAUGUUUGCAUGACUGAGGUAUUAUUAAUUUAUUGUUGUCAUGACAAUAGGCACAAAAUAUCUCAUGAGAGGAUGGGAUGAAAGAUUAAACUAGAGCAGAUGGUAAAAGGACUGUGAGCUCGUUUUUAGAGAAGAAUCUGUGCCACUACAGGUCUGUGGUUGACUGCUGCCUACAGCCCAUACAGAUGUAGAGCCCAUACAGAUGUAGAGCCCAUACAGAUGUAGAGCCCAUACAGAUGUUUAGCAACACCAUGACUGGGAUGCAACUUCUCUCCACUCUCCUCCUCUUCAACUACUCUGACUCACAGACCAGCACACAUUAUUCAACCAACAGAAACGAGCUCCUCGACUGACUUGGAAGCCAGUGUUGCUCUAAAUAUUACUGUUCUGUUGCUGAUGAGCUCUCCUAAACAUGGAACAUUUCUGAUUGCAGGUAAUUAUAUUGCUUCCUGGAAUGAAACAUGCAUACGUUACAUUUCAAUAACAUCAAUAUGGAAAUGUUCAACAAACACACACAGGCCAGCUCAGUGGUGAAACUGUCGUUCCUGUAGUUGUAAUGAGCUUUUAAAAGUAUAGUUAUUCGUAAUUGCUUUCAGGGAGAUAAUUAUUGCAGAGGAGGGGCCCAGCUGCACGGUCUGUUAGCUCAGCUCAUUAUGGGCAGUCAGCAAGCACUUGAGUCUGAGAGGAAGACAGCCAGAUCUGAGUCCCAUCUGGUGCCUCUGAUGCUAGGAUGGCACCAUGUUACCACCAACUUCACCAGUGGCUGGCUGCUGUGGAAAGUGUCCACAUUGUUAAGUAUACAACACUAAAUCAUGCAGUGUUGUUUGUGCCUCAGCACAUAUAGAUGGAUGAGAUUCAUUAGUGGGGUUGGAGCUCUUAGGAGCAACCAGGAAACAUUAACCAGGGGAAAAAUGCUUCCGUGAAAAUCUUUUAGGAGAUCCCACCAGCAAGGUGAAACCCAUUUCAAUGAUUCAAGGAUAAUUUAUAAUUUAUUGUCAUUAUGCAACAUGGGGUUGCACAAUAAAAUACAGUUGUAGCCCAUUUGCUACACAAGAAAAACAUGACAGACAACAUAAAACAGUAGUGCAUUCCGGAAUUUUUAAAUUUGCGUCAGGAGGAAUGUAACAACAAAACAGUUUUCUGGGCAGAGAAUGUGGCCUACAUCUUAAAAUUAAAAAUUUGACAUCAGGGAAACAUUGUUCAUCAACUUUGACUGUGCUUGAGCACCAAGCAUCAUUGAUGUAAACACAGAGUCCGCCUCCUCUUGUCCCGCCAUGGUCCUGUGCUCUGUCCUGCAGCUUGGUCCGGGAUGGCCUGAUGGAGCCAGGUCUCUGUAAAGAUGUGGCCAAAAAAGUCACUGACCUCCCGUUGCUGGGUUCGCCUGAAUAUUCCUGUGAGUGAACAUUAGUCAGGAGCAGACUGGGUGAUGGAAUAGCCUUAGGUCCUAGCCGGGUUAGCUUAGCUUCCAUCUCUGCUCUCCUCCUUCUUCUUCUUUGGCAGUCGACUUUCGCUUUUGGUGGCGUUUGGUCCAGCAGGUCCGGCUGAGUGUUCGGCUGUGGGCGGUGAUCGUAUCAAGGUCCGCUCCUCAGACGCCAUACGUACUCCAACUACCUUGCCACCUGGUUUCAGAGCAUCAAAUACAAACAGGAUAUUUCCACAUCUCCUCUAAACCAGACAGCCAUUAAUGUGCCUACAGGCUGAAGAGCAGCCAGUUGCUUGAGGAAACUAACCUCAGCUAACACUUUGCUCAUGCCAUCGUCACUCAUGACAAACCGCCUGCUCCUGCCUCAUGUCAUGUUGAUGAAACUGAAGUACCAGGCAGCAGGAUUCUGAUGCAGCUUGGGCACAUUCUGUGUGGCCUGCUGUGUUACUGAACAACUCACCCCUCAAAUGACCCUUGAAGCACAAUGAUUACAUCAGUGACAUUUCUGGGCAAAUAUUAGCAACCACCAGAGACUCGCAAUAUCCGUUGUUCAUCUGCAAUGUCUGCUUAGCUUUGUUUUUUUUGACACAAAUGCUACUGCAUGUGAUCUUCCGGGCAGCAAUGUGAUGGUUCAGAUAGAAUACGCAAUAGAGCACAGUCAAAAAAAACGGAAACAGACAAUGUUACAACAGACAAUAUAUAUGACAAUUUACAAUCAUGCAAAAGUAAAACCACGAAGCAAUCCACUAGAAUCCUUGUGUUAGUUGAGUGUGUUACUGUAGGGAGGAGUGGGUGGUGAGCCUCUGCUUUUAAUAGACAUUCUGCCUCUGUCGCUCAUUCUUCUGCCUACCUCUUGAUCACAAAAGCUGCCAAAUAUAUCCAGCGGUGGUAAAAGAGGCUGUUGUGUGAACACAAGCAGGCUAUUUAUAGACUCUGUUCAGCUACAAUAUGAGUCCAUAUUUGGUCAACACAGUAUGGAUCUCCUGUAAACAAUAUAUUGUAUCUGCUUGUUAUCUGUGGGAUCACGUUGCUGUAUACAAGUCUUCAAGUCUAUAAGUAUUCAGUACUUGAUUGCUAAUUUCUCUUCUUGGUUUCAAAUUCCAAUUGUUUGAAAAAGUCUAAUCUAUACAGUAUGAUUAUUAUAAAAGGUAAGUGUUUUACAUAAGAGCAUUGAGUGAGCCCUUCAGAUUGCACAAGAGCUUGUGCAUAACGGCUGUUUGCCAUCAUGUUUCUCUCCCUGUUCCCCAUCUCCCAUCCUCUCUCCACGCUCUCCUCUCCUACAGAUUAGUGACUACACAUCCAUCAACUCUCUAGAUAAGACUGUCUCCUUUGGAAAAGCCUCAUUAAAAACACAAAACAGCCAGACUUGCUGGACACAUGUUACAGGUAUUACUCUUCACAUGGUAAGAGUUUGUUUGCAGAACAAGCUAAAAUCAGCCAUUUGUUUGUCAGUUUGCCUCUACACUGUAGCUGAGCUGGAAUGUGUGUGUGUGUGUGUGUGUGUGUGUGUGUGUGUGUGUGUGUGUGUGUGUGUGUGUGUGUGUGUGUGUGUGUGUGUGUGUGUUUACUUAUUAUAGUAGUCCACAUCACUCUCUGACUUUUUGUGAAAAUAGGGCCGUCCUUGUGGCAUGGAUCUGUUUAAUUUGUACAGGCUUAGAGUUAGAGAAUACAGUCCUUUGUUACUUCCAUCUAUCUUGUAACCCAUCGUUGACCUAUGUUAUUAAUAGCUAUACAACAUCUGUCUCUUAAAUGUGUUGGAAAUUGGAAAUCUUGUUUCUUAGGAAGGUUGGAUUCCAGUACAAUGUUACCAUUUCUGUUACUGGCUCCAGCCCCAUGCUGGGGCGCCGUGUUGUUGUGAGCUUGUGUCUGCGUACUAACUGUGUGUUAGUUCUACCAUAUACUAAGUGCUGUGUCUGCGUAUCUGUGGCUGUGCUGCCAGCAAUGCUGUUUUCCUGGUUUCCAAUGCUCCUCAGGCCCUGUAAUGCUGUAAUGGCACAUCUAAUUGUAUCAUCAAUCGCUACCAAUGACAUGUGCCACCAAAUAACUGCAGUCUUAUGCACUUGCACACACACUCACACACAAACAAAUAUUACAAGUACAAUGUUACGACAUCCUUAAAGCUACACUGUCAAGGAACGCUGAAAAAAGAAACAUUUACCUUCUUACAUCCAUGGGCCCCAGAUUCAUUAAAUGAUACUAAACUGUCAGAGAAAAGUCCGGUCCAUGCUACGUUCUUGUUUCCAGGUUGAGCAGGAGAUUUCACUUGUCCAGAGGAAGAUGUCUGAUCUUGAGUCGGUGCUGCAGCAGAAGGAUGUAGAGUUGAAGGCCUCAGAGAGCCAGAGGACCAUCCUGGAACAGGACCUGGCAACCUACAUCACAGAAUGCACUAGUCUAAAGCGCAGUUUGGAGCAGGCUCGUAUGGAGGUGUCACAGGAGGACGAUAAAGCUCUGCAGCUCCUGCAUGACAUCCGGGAGCAGAGCAACAAGCUUCAAGAGAUCAAAGAGCAGGAAUAUCAUGCCCAGCUGGAGGAGAUGCGAGUGUCCAUACGACAGCUGGAGGAGGACCUGUCUGCUGCCCGACGCCGCAGCGACCUGUACGAGUCUGAGCUGAAAGAUUCUCGGCAGAACAGCGAGGAAUUGAAGAGGAAGGCUGCGGACUACCAGCAUAGGAUGCAGAAGGUCAAAGAGCAAGGCAAAGCAGAUACAGAGGAGACAAUCACCAAGAUAGAGAAGGCCAGUGCUGAGCAGCAGACCAAGAUCCAGGAUCUUCAAGAGAAGCUUGCCAAGUCGUUAAAGGCCAGUGCUGAGGCUACAGAUCUCCUUCAGAGUAUGAGAGUGGCCAAAGAUCGCAUGGAGCGAGAUCUGGAGAGGCUACAGCACAAAGAAGACUCCAGUGACAGCCUGCGUAGACGCCUACGUGAGACUGAGGAUGGAAGGAAGACUCUUGAGAACCAGGUGAAAAGGCUGGAGAUUGUCGAGCGUCGGGAGACUAAACUAAAGGAGGAGAUCCAGAGCAAGGCCCAGCACAUUCAGCAGAUGGCAGAUAAGAUUCUGGCGCUGGAGGAGAAUCUGCGAGAGACGCAAGCCAUGGCCCAGCGGUUUGAGACUCAUCUGAAGCAGAAGGAGAAGCUUUAUGAAGACAAGAUAAAGGUGUUGGAGGCCCAGAUGAAGGCGGACAUGGCUGAUAAGGAGAUGCUGGAGUCCAGUCAGAGCAAAUAUGAGGAGGAGGUGCGGGAGAAGUGCGGCAUCAUCGGUGAACAGAAGGCGACCAUAAAUGCUAUGGACUCUAAGACGAACAGCCUGGAGCAGAGAAUUGCUGAGCUGUCGGAGGCCAACAAGCUGGCAGCCAACAGCAGUAUCUACACACAGAAAAACAUGAAAGCUCAGGAGGAGAUGAUCUCAGAGCUUCGACAACAGAAGUUCUACCUGGAGUCUCAGGCUGGGAAGUUGGAGGCCCAGAAUGCCAAACUGGAGGAGCAUCUAGAGAAAAUGAGUCAGCAGGAGCAAAGCAAUAAGAGCCGUGUGCUGGAGCAGGAAACUAGGCUCCGAGAGAUUGGGCUGGAGAACGAGGAACAGAAGCUGGAGAUUAAACGUCAGGUUUCAGAUCUGACCCUGUCGCUGCAGGAGCGUGAAUCCCAGAUCAGCAAUCUGCAGGCAGCUCGCCACGCUCUGGAGAACCAACUACGGCAGGCCAAGACCGAGCUGGAGGAGACCACUGCAGAGGCUGAGGAGGAGAUCACUGUACUCCGAGCACACAGAGAUGAGAUACAACGCAAGUUUGAUGCCCUGAGAGACAGCUGUGCAGUAAUCACAGAUCUGGAGGAGCAGCUGACCACACUGGCUCAGGAGAAUGCCGAGCUGAACCGCCAGAACUUCUACCUGUCCAAGCAGCUGGAUGAGGCCUCCGACGAGAGAGAGGACCGGCUGCAUCUCAGCCAGGACGUGGAUAGGCUGCGCCGGGAGGUGGCUGACCGUGAAAUGCACCUGAACAACCAGAAACAGAACCUGGAGACACUGAAGACCACGUGCACCAUGCUGGAGGAGCAGGUUCUGGAGCUGGAGACCCUGAAUGACGAGCUGCUGGAGAAGGAGAGACAGUGGGAAGCCUGGAGGUCAACACUGGAGGACGAGAAGAACCAGGCUGAGAGGAGGACCAGGGACAUCCAGAGAAUGCUGGACACAGAGAAACAGAACAGGCUUCGUUCAGAGCAGCGCAACUCUGAGUCUCGCCAAGCUGUGGAGAAGGCAGUUAAGGAGCACAAAGCUGAGAUCCUGGCCCUACAACAGGCCCUCAAAGACCAGAAACUUAAAGCUGAGGGCCUUGUCGACACUUUCAAUGAUCUGGAGAAGAAGCAUGCCAUGCUGGAGAUGAACGCCCUCGGUUUGCAGCAAAAGCUGGAGAGUGAGAGGGAUCUGAAACAGAGGCUGCUGGAGGAGCAAGAGAAACUGCAGCAGCAGAUGGACGCCCAGAAGACCCACAUCUUCCGUCUGACCCAGGGGCUGCAGGACGCUCUGGACCAGACUGACCUGCUGAAGACUGAAAGGACUGACCUGGAAUACCAGCUGGAGAACAUCCAGCUCCACCUGCAGGCUGUGUACUCCCAUGAGAAGGUGAAAAUGGAGGGGACCAUCACCCAGCAGACCAAGCUCAUAGACUUCCUCCAGGCCCAGGCUCAUGGGGGCUCCAAGAAGAAGAAGGGUCUGUUUGGACGUCGUCGAGAGGACCUGUUGGCUGCCAUGGCUGCUCAGGCUCAGGCUCAGGGUCAGGGUCAGAGUCAAGGCCAGGUCUCCCCUGUGCCCUCCAUCCAGCCGGUGCCUCUGCAAUACAGCGACAUGAAAAUAGCUCUGGACAAAGAGCGCUCCCGUAGCUCUGACCUGGAGGAGGCCCUGCAGAAAAUGAGAGCGGAGCUGCGAUCUCUGAGAGAGGAAGGACUCCAGUAUAAGGAUCAUGGUAACGCUGCAAACCCGGCCUCAGCACGGCAGCAGAUGAUUAUGUCUGCCAUGGUGAAGUCUCCUGAGCACCAGCAGGGUCCGACCAACCUGGCACCCUCCAACUCAGAACGCAGGAAGGUGACUGCAACACCUGAGGAGUUUAGCCGUCGUUUGAAGGACAGUCAGAGAGACAGAGACAGGGAGAGAGAGAGGGUGGUGCACCACAACACCCCUCACCGCUUCACAGUGGGACUCAACAUGAGAGCUGCCAAGUGUACGGUGUGCCUGGAUACUGUGCACUUUGGGCGCCAGGCUGCUACCUGUCUCGAAUGUCACACGUUAUGCCACCCAAAAUGCUCCCCCUGCCUCUCAGCCACGUGUGGCAUGUCCAGCGACUGCUCCCUGCAUCUGCCUGAGGGCCUGUGUCGGGACAAAGGCAGCUCCCCAGGCCAACAGCUGAAAGAGGCCAGCGGACACAUGCACCUGGAGGGCUGGAUGAAACAGCCCAGGAAUGGGAAGCGAGGCCAGGGCUGGGAGAGAACAUACAUGGUCCUGGAUGGGACUAAAGUGUCCAUCUACGAGAUAGAGCCCAGAGAAGAUUCAGUGAAGCCACUGGAAGAGUUUGACCUGUGUUUGUCUGAUGGAGAGGUGGUUGUUCAUGGAGCAGUGGGGGCAUCGGAACUGCCCAACACCGCCAAGUCAGAUGUUCCCUACGUCCUGAAGCUGGAGUCCCGUUGUCACACCCCCUGCUGGCCUGGACAGUUAAUGUACUUCAUGGCUCCCAGUUUCCCAGAUAAACAGCGCUGGGUGGCUGUCAUGGAGUCUGUGGUGGCCGGGGGGCGAGCCUCACGGGAGAAGGCCGAGGCCGACGCAAAGCUGCUCGGAAACUCUCUCCUGAAGCUGGAGGGAGACGAUAGGCUGGACAUCAACUGCACCCUCCCCCUCACAGAUCAGAUAGUUAUGGUGGGCUCUGAAGAGGGUCUGUAUGCCCUGAAUGUUAUCAAGAACUCUCUAACUCACAUCCCUGGCCUGGGAUCAGUCUUUCAGAUCCACAUCAUCAAAGAGCAGGAGAAACUGCUGAUGAUUGUUGGGGACGAGAGGGCGUUGUGUCUGGUGGAGAUUAAGAGAGUGAAGCAGUCUCUGGCUCAGUCCCACCUGCCCAGCCAGUCUGAACUGGCUCCCUAUAUCUUCGAGACGGUGAAGGGCUGCCAUCUGUUUGCUGCAGGGAGAAUAGACAACGGACCUUGUAUAUGUGCUGCUAUGCCCAACAAGAUAACCAUUCUGCGCUACAACGACAAUCUCAACAAAUACUGCAUUCGUAAGGAGAUUGAAACUCUGGAGCCCUGCAGCUGCAUCCAUCUGACCAGCUACAGCAUCAUCAUCGGCACCAACAAGUUCUACGAGAUUGAGAUGAAGCAGUUUGUGCUCGAUGAGUUCCUGGACAAGAACGACGUGUCUCUCGCCUCAGCAGUGUUUGCAGCCUCGUCCCACAGUUUCCCCAUCGCCAUUAUGCAGGUGGCCAGCAGCAUGCAGAAGGAGGAAUACCUGCUGUGUUUUCACGAGUUUGGAGUGUUUGUGGACACGUACGGACGAAGAAGCCGCACUGAGGACAUUAAGUGGAGUCGACUGCCUCUGUCCUUUGCCUACAGAGAGCCCUACCUGUUUCUCACCUACUUCAACUCAUUGGACGUCAUUGAGGUUCAGGGACAUGCUUCUCUUGGUCCUACAGUGUUGGCUCACCUGGACAUCCCCAACCCACGCUACCUUGGCCCAGCCAUCUCCUCUGGGGCCAUUUACCUGGCCUCCUCCUACCAGAACAAACUGCGGGUCAUCUGCUGUAAGGGAAGUCUGAUCAGAGAAACUGGAGAGCUGCAGAGGACCGGCUCCAGCAGAGGCAGUCCCAGUAAGCGAGGCCCACCCACCUACACUGAGCACAUCACCAAGCGUUUGACCUCGGGCCCUGGUAGCCAUGACGGCCUGCAUCGGGAGCCCAGCACUCCACAUCGGUACCGGGAGGGCCGCACCGAGUUCAGACGGGACAAGUCUCCCGCCCGACCGCUGGACAGGGAAAAGUCGCCGGGCAGAGUGCUCGACAGUCGCAGGGAGAGGUCACCUGGGAGGUUCGGAGACAGCAGCCGACUUCAUGCUGGAUCUGUCCGAACACAGCUCGCCCCUGUUAACAAGGUGUGGGAUCAGUCAUCGGUGUGAAUCCAGUUCCACGCUGCUCCUGACUGGAGAUUGAAGAGAAACUAUGGGAAACUCUUGAUCCACCCCUGAGUGCAAGCACACAUACAUGAACACAAACACACGUCACUCAGGCUGAAUGUCGGCCCCAUUGCCUGUACAUAGUGCAGUCUCAGUUCCUCGUCCAAUAGCCCAUAAACCUGCACUGGGAGACGUCUCCUGCGACAAUCCUCUUUUUCUGAUGUGUGCUUUCAUGGGAGAAAUCCCACAGCAGAUUUGGUGGCAGGGAACCUACGCUGAUCUACAGAUCCGAGAUAAUCUACUUUAUGAUAUGUACUCAAAGUUGUAAAUAUUGCUGUCUGAGUUUUUAUAGAGAAAGGGGAAUAGUCGGCUGGUGAAGCCAUGUCUAUUUUUUUUAAAAAUGAGUUUCUAAACACGUCGCAGGGAGAUUAAUGUCGUUGGUUACGAAAUAUAUCAAUAUUUCAUUAGAAUCUGAAGUUCAUGAUGAUAAAGAGGUCUGAGGAGGCAAGACUUUGCACAUGAGAUUGGAUUUGAACAGGAGUUAAACGCUUGUUCUUGUUACAUCUUCUUUCUUUGGAUCAGCCUUUUUAAUAAUAUCUAAUUGCUUUGACAGUCGUCGUCCGGCCAUACUUUGUGAAACAAUUAUUCAGCAAUGUUCUGCUCCAAGUGUUCCUCGUGUUGUUUUGAGCAAACCUAAGAUCAAGAAACGUGCAGCUCUGCCUCCGAUGCCGGACGUCCUGCCGGCCGUCGCUGCCUCCGCUUGCUCCGAGUCCGCUGCUGCUGAUUAUGGUACAGAUGUCCCGUUUCUGUGCAGUGAUUUGAAGUCUAGUAAUCGUCAGGGGUCGUCACUUUCUAGUAUCGUUCCUUUAGAGCCGGUAGGACCACAUCCGUCCGUCACAACAGUGAGCAUGACUAACUUAAAGCAGCACUCGUCGCUUUUCGAUCUGGAUUCUCUCAGUUGUUCUUUUUCCGUUACGUAUUCACUUGAAUUUGCAUUCAAUAAGUAGACGUUGAUGUUAGACAGUAACUUAAGAUUUUCUUGAUUUUUAGAGAUGUAUACUACUACAUGCAUUAAACAUGAUUGAAGUGUC